CUGAAUUAUCGUCAACGUAUUUAUAUAGAAGUGAGUAAAAAAAAGAAAAAAAUCCAAUUUUUAUAAAAGUGCAAUAUAUGAAUUACAUGUGGAUCGAUCAGAAUUAUAAUAAUAAUUACUCUUUCAUUGAUAUACUAGUAUAAUGUACCAGCAAUAUUGUCGAAUACACAAACGAAUAAUUAACCUGACAAGGUUAUAGCCCAGCUGGCAUAUUUAUUUGUCUCAAGUGUUAAGGUUGUACUGCUAGUGAUUCAUCAUAUGUCCAUUUUAUUUAUUUAAUUUAAAUUAUUUAAUUAUGGAGACCAAUCCAGAGGACAAUAAUAUGCUGGUGGAAAAUUCAGAAGUUGAUUUGCAAACAAAACUCGAGAAGGUUCAGUCUGAAAAUACUCAUCUGAGAGAAGAAUUUAAUGUCCAGCGAGCUAAGAUGAAAGAAUUGUUUUUACAAAAAGAAGAGGAACUGAAGAAAAGAUUUAAAGAGAAUCUGGAUCUUCAGGAUGAGUUAUCAAAAUUAAAGAAUGAAUUAGAUGAGGCCAAGAGCCAGCUGGUGGUGGCGAACAUCAGGUUAGAGAAUGACAUUGACGUAGAGACACACAAAGCUCAGGAGGAGAUCGCCUCACUUCAGCAGGUUAUCCAGGACACGAUGGAAGAGUCGGCAUGCACGCGGGAGCAGCUGGAAAUGGAGGUUGGAAAGUUUCGCGCUUACAUUUCAAAACUUGAGGAGGAAAAUUCAUUCCUCAAGGGACAGAUGUCCAGAGAUUUACCGACAGACGGGCCCCAGAUAUCUCUGUCACAUGUUACGAAAACUCUUGCGAGGAAAGUUGUCUCGCAACUGGGGGCUGAUUCGUUGUCUCUGGGUUCGGAUAAUAUUGAAGAAAGUAUGAAGAAGGUUAAAAAAUAUGCGCAAGAAGAUGCUGAAGUACUGAGAUCUCUGGUGGUGCCAUUGGAAGAGGAAAUAAAUGCAUUGAAAGAAAAAUUACGAUCCACUGAUGAUGAAUUACAAAAGUACAAAGAAUUACCACAGGCGCAAUUGCAACCAAAGAAGCUAGAAGGUGACCAGGGUGAAAUAACUUGUGAUAUGUGUGUUAAUUAUGAAGCGCAGUUGGUUAAAAUGCAGACGACAGCCAAGGAAUUGGAAAAACAGUUGGCCGAAUCUGAUAAAAUGCUGCAGUCACAGCGGGAAGAGCUGAUCAAAGAGGUCGAGUUCCGCAAAGGAAUGGAGGAAAAGUGGAACGAGAAGAAGGAAGAGCACAAAAUAAAAGUAACUGAGCUGACCUCGGCUUCCCAGUUGGCGCAGCAGACGUUGCAGGAAUUAAAGCUGCAGUUCAGGCAGAUGCACCAGGGAGUCACUGAGGAACUCGCCAAGCUGACUCGCGGCAGAGAAGAAGUCCAGAGGCAUUUAAUAGAAUUGCAGAGAGAGAACGAGGUACUUGUAGGUAAACAUAGCAAACAUUCCCAGCAACUGCAGAGUGAAAAUAUAAAUAUGCCGAACACUGUCGAAGAAUUGCAUAUGAGUUUACUCCGAGCCCACGAGGAUCUGAUCAUUGCGAGAGUCGCUCAGGAAGUCGCGCAGGAGAAAGAAGCUACGAUGCAGUACGAGCUGAAUCUCCUCAGAGAGCAGAUGAUUGCUGAGAAAGACGAGAAGAUUGAGAGGCUGGAGAGUGCCUUGAAGGAAACUUCCGCCGCGAAAAAAGAAGCUGACGCGACGAUCGUCGAAUUGAGACAGCGGGUGACCAGCUUGCAGCAAGUGUUGGAGACCAGUGGGGAAGUGCAGAAAGAUUUUGUACGAUUGUCUCAAUCGCUUCAGGUGCAAUUAGAAAAAAUACGCGAGUCUGGCAGCGAAGUGAGGUGGCAACACGAAGAAGAUGUUGAUGAAUGUCCAACGUGUCAUACUGUUUUUUCACUUGGAAAGAAAAAAGUGCACUGUCGACACUGCGGUCAUAUAUUUUGCCAAUCAUGUUUAUCACAUGUUGUAAACAGCGGACCGAAACAAAGACCUUCCCGAGUUUGCGGUGUUUGCCACACGCUACUUGUCCCAGAUACCGCGCCAUACUUUAGUCAACAACCUCCGCACACACCAGAUUAAUUAAAUUAUAUUUAUUUUAGGAUUUAUCAAUGAAACUAAUUAAUAAAUAAAUAAAUAAAUAAUAAUUAUUAAAAGAA
Messenger RNA from Microplitis demolitor, 2160 nucleotides. RefSeq names its product rab GTPase-binding effector protein 1 (gene Rbpn-5). The transcript has 7 exons. Gene Ontology annotation, biological process: endocytosis. Gene Ontology annotation, molecular function: growth factor activity; GTPase activator activity; metal ion binding. The coding region runs from base 296 to 2083 and encodes 595 amino acids. Gene Ontology annotation, cellular component: intracellular membrane-bounded organelle. Lineage: Eukaryota; Metazoa; Arthropoda; Insecta; Hymenoptera; Braconidae. The record is from RefSeq and is a predicted model, not a curated record.